Cetraspora pellucida is the source of this 656-nucleotide messenger RNA. The record is from the annotation of a GenBank genome assembly. Lineage: Eukaryota; Fungi; Glomeromycota; Glomeromycetes; Diversisporales; Gigasporaceae.
AUGCAAUACGCGGAAGGGGGAAGCCUUCGGCAAUAUUUAAAUAAUAAAUCACAUAAUUUAGACUGGAAUAAAAAGUUCAGUAUUUUAGAUUCAAUACUCAAAGGACUUAAUGAUAUUCAUGACGCCGGGUUGAUUCAUCGAGACCUUCAUAGCGGAAAUGUUGUAUUAUUCAACUCCGGGAACGCAUGCAUUACAGAUUUCGGUUUUUGUAGAUCGAUUAAUUACGAUCUUUCAAAUGAAAAUCAAGUUUAUGGUGUCGUUCCAUAUGUUGCACCUGAAGUUUUGUGCAGACAUGAAUAUACUCAAUCAGCGGAUAUAUAUUCGUUCGGAAUUCUCCUUAAUGAGGUGGCAACAGGCAUUCCACCUCAUCACAAUUAUCCACAUGAUAUUAUACUUGCGUCAAAAAUUAUUGAAGGCUUUCGUCCGAUGAUCGAUUAUAAAAUUACGCCUCCAUGUAUUAUUCAAUUAAUUCAGCGAUGCUGGAAUGCCGAUCCGAAAGUCAGACCCACUGCUCGUGAAUUGAAAGAUCAAUUUGACACAUUCAAUUUUUCUGGGUUUCAAAUUCAAUUAGAACCUAUGCCAAGUAAUUUUCAAGCUAUAAAAUCUCCCGAAGAUUUUACAGAUUCUGGAGUAAUUGAUUUACAUAUUCCAAACUC